This is a messenger RNA of Pyrus x bretschneideri (Chinese white pear), 2229 nucleotides long. RefSeq names its product flocculation protein FLO11. NCBI's taxonomy places the organism in Eukaryota, Viridiplantae, Streptophyta, Magnoliopsida, Rosales, Rosaceae. Gene Ontology annotation, biological process: cortical microtubule organization. The record is from RefSeq and is a predicted model, not a curated record. The transcript has 5 exons. Gene Ontology annotation, cellular component: cortical microtubule. Bases 197 to 1849 code for a protein of 550 amino acids.
GCCCAUAAAUAAAAUAUUAAUUUCCCAACGCUUCGUUUUCGUAUUCAAAUUUCUGAAUGCUUGCAAAACAGAGAGAGGGGAGAGAGAACUGCCAAGAAAAAACAGCACCUGAAAAUUUCCGCUACCAAAAAACUCCGCUCCUCCCUCUCUCUCUCCUCGCAGCUGCCUCUGUGUUUGCUGAGCUGCAGAGACAACCAUGGAAGUUACAUUGGAGUCGAGGGCGCGAGAACGGAGCUUCGGGAAGGUGGUGAACGCGAACGACAGAGACGAAGAGCUCGCUUUGUUUCUCGAGAUGCGGAGGCGCGACAAGGAGAAAAGUACCGGCUUUCUUCUUCUUCCUCCAAGCAAGAACGUCGAUGAGCUCGACGCUAUUGCCGCAGCUGCUCCUCCAGAAUCUGAUAACCGCGGAGGCGCGGCGGUUUCUAGGACUGUUGGGGCGCCGCCGCGGAAGAGCCGGGUGGAUGAGUUUUUGAAUUCGGAGAAUGAGAAGUCUGAUUACGAUUGGCUUCUUACUCCACCGGCUACUCCACUUUUUCCGUCCUUGGAUAUGGAAGUGCAGAAAACAAGAACGAAUCAGACUGAGGUUACUAAUGACCGUGUAUCCGCUCCAAAAUCUCGGCUAGCAAACAACCAGAUAGAAUCUGCUUCAAGGAACAAUAUAACAUCUAAGCAGCCAACAUUGCCGUCUGGACCGAACUCUUCCAGUACUGGUAACAGAAGGCCCUCAACACCCAGAGGGUCAGGAGCUGCUAGUCGUAGGUCUACAACUCCAACUGGACGGUCCACAAUACCAACUGGGCGGUCCACAUUACCUUCAUCAACCAAACCCUCACGAUCCUCCACCCCAAAUUCACGAGCCACCUCAUCAUCCGCAAAGCUUGCGGCUCCUCCAGUGAGAUCUUCAACUCCUUCUCGGUCCACCCCUCGCUCUUCUACACCAACUAGCAGACCUUCUGCACCAACUUCCAAGUCAACAUCAAGAUCAGCAACACCAACCCGUCAACUAAGUUCAUCAAGUGCAUCUGCCAUAUCUGCCCCUCCUGGUCGAUCUUCUUCAGCAUCAAAGUUACGUCCCACAAGUUCAAAAACUCCUGUUUCAUCAUGUGGAAGUUCUCCAACAGUAAAACCAAGGCCCUCAAAAUCCUCUAAGAUUCCUGGGUUUUCACAUGAUGCUCCGCCAAAUUUAAGAACAUCAUUGCCACAAAGGCCGGCUUCAGCCUCUAGGGAUAGGCCUGGAGCGCCAAGUGUUAAAACAUCUUCUGUUGUGGCUGGUUGCAACGGAAAACCAAGACAGCAAUCGUGUUCACCUUCUAGAGCACGGGCUUCAAAUCUUAGUACCGCCACCAGUGGGAACUCUCAUCGAGUCAUAAGCAGAGCAUCUGCCCAUGACAAUGAUGAUGUGAACCCUGUACUUAUGGGAACACAAAUGGUUGAGAGAGUAGUAAACUCGAGGAGAUUGGCACCACCUAAGCAAUAUGACCAUUACAAUACUCUUAAGGGUUCUGCUGGGAAGCCUUCAUCCUCUGAAAGCUCAGGCUUUGGAAGAAAUCUUUCUAAAAAGUCCUUUGAUAUGGCUAUGAGGCACAUGGAUAUAAAGCGAAGCAUGGCAGGCAAUCUACGGCCAGUUCUGACAAAUGUUCCAGCCUCCUGUGGGUAUAGCGUCAGAACGAAACCAACAAAAAGCAAUACAAUUGGUGCUAUGGACUCUCCUCUUGCUACAUGCAGCAAUGCUAGCUCCGAACCAAGUGUCAACAACAUUCCUGUUAGUUUAGAGGGGUGUGAAGUUGAAGAUAUUGAUCUUGGAAGUGAGAGAGGAAAUUCCUCUCCUGCAAGCCAUCGAGGUAGGUGACCACCCCAUGUGACCAUCAACCCCGGAUUAUUGGUUUUGCAUCCAUCCUCGUCAUUCUCUCAACACUAUUAUUUGACAUGGGGUUGGCCUACUCAGCGUGAUAAUUAAGCGACAACUCAGUCCUGAAGGAGCUGAUGGUAGAAGGCACGAUAAUACUGUAAAUGUUAGAGAAAGCUUGUGAGUGCAUGUCUGUUCUGAAUAUCGGUCCUCACAUUGCUGGCGGAACAAAUAUCAGGUGCAUCCAAUGAACCAUAUUCUCUGUAGACUUGAUUGUUUGUAUUAUAUUUUGAUGAUUGGAAGCUGAAGACCUCCUUCGGCAUUUACAUUUUUCUGUUCACUUCAAACUACGAAACUUGAAAUUAUUAAGGUUUCAUUCUUCA